Molecule: messenger RNA, 2495 nt
Organism: Magallana angulata
Lineage: Eukaryota; Metazoa; Mollusca; Bivalvia; Ostreida; Ostreidae
Exons: 7
Coding region: 18-845 (275 amino acids)
Source: RefSeq, a predicted model, not a curated record
ACAAACAACCCACAACAAUGGACAUUUUGGACGGAUUGCACAAAUUACUUCGCACAUAUAUUGCGUUGAACAUUUUCCUACUUGGAUCAUAUGUGAAGAUAUCAACAACCAUAAGUGUGUCUUGUCACAUAUCAAGAAACACUGUGGAGGUUGUAGAUGACUGUCCAGACAGUAAAGAGAAAUGGGGGGAGGCUGCAGCAAGAAAAAACUGUACAGUUUAUGCCAGUCAGUGUGAUAAACCCCAGCAACUUGUGUACCAUUGUGUCAUCAAUUCCUAUACAAAUGAAACACUAGAGUUGUGUGCUUAUGGAAAAUACAUAUUAUCAGGUUACUGCACAGAGUACAGUUUCCUGGGAAAUCGAAUUCAACAGAACUUCAGGACAAAUUGCACUCAGUUUAAGGAAAAUCCAUGCCCAAGUGGUUACCAUUCAACCGAAGCAUACAAAUACCCAGGCUGUUACAAGUUGACAAAAAAAAUGACGACACAACCUAUAUCCAAUCCAAAGAAAGGAGGGGUGAUAACAAUUGUGAACUCAACAGCACGUGCUUACGAUGAGGCUGAAACAAGAAAUAUAUCUAAAAUGAUUGAUAUGGAACGUCCAGCCGAUAAAGACGGUACAAAAAAUAACGUCAAUAUGACGUAUUGGUUAGUACCGUUAGUCAUAUCUAUUGUGGGUGCUGCAAUCGGAUUUGCAUACAUCAUGAGUACGAAGAGGACAACGUCUCCUAGAGAUAAUCUGGAAGAUAAUCAAGCGACGGUAUUCAUUUUUCAGUCCGCUGACUCUAACAUUUUUAAUGUAGUGAUAAAUAUUACGUAUCAAAACAUUUUUUUUGAAGUGCAGUGACAUACAAAUAACUGUGUAACGUUCAUCUUAUACAUUAUCCACAAAUGAUAUAAAAAUGCAUUAGUGGUUAGAAUCCCAACUAUAAAUGAUAUAAUUAUAUCAUUAACGAACUGCUUUGCCUACAUUUAUGAACAGAUUUUAAAGUUGACAUUAAGAUUCAAAACUCACAUCUACUAGCGAUAUAAAAGAAAAAGCAAAAUAAGGUAGCUAGGGACAGUUUUGGAAAAAUACCCGUCAAUUUGUUUGUAAAAUUGAGAUUUACUGUACUUGAUGGUUUAUGAGUAUUGCUGAAAUUCCCGAAAUUAUUUUUAAUACUUAUAAUUAGUUAGAAGGAUGUUUCUUCUUAAAAUUGAUUUGAAAUAUGUAAACCCCUAAUGUUAAGUACAUGAGAAUCAGAAGUAAAAUUCAAAUAAUGUGCCUAUUACUGUAGUGUUGACUUUAAACAGUGAAAUUGAAAGUUACAGACGAGGGGUAAAGUAAACGAAUGGUUGGUAGAUGCGACAUUUUAAACCAUACAGCGGAAAGUUUCCGACAUGAGAUGAUGCAAAACGGCACGGAAGUCAACCUUUUUCUAGGAAUAAGCUGGGGCGGUCUACAAAGCUGAAAUAUCAUGCACAAUCGGCGAAAUAUAAAAGGGUCGAAAUCUGAGAAAACCCACUGUGUAGAAAUUUAACACUAUCUGACUAAUAAUAUUCGUCAGACAUUAGGGAUUUACACUUCAAAACAUCGCCGACAUUUAAUGGCAGUUUUUAUUGCAUUAGUGUAUAAACUUUUACCGUUUAUGAUACAAUUAUGAAUGAUUAUGUACUGUUUUAAAUUUGCAUUUUUGCAAUAUAUUAAUGAACGACUAUGUAGCUCGUUAAUGUUAUAUCAUUAUAUCAAUAAAAACAAAAUGGUCAUGAUUCUGGUCCCUAAUGCAACUUGAUAUCAUUGCGGUAUUGACUCUGAAAACUCAUGUCUGUAUGAGAAUCCUCUGUUUUCCAUAUGUUUAACCUGAUCACCCCAUGUCUGCUUCUGUACACAUCCCCAGAGCCACUGUAGGCAUCCCCUGACUGUCACUGUAAACGUAUGUCUCCCACUGUAAAACACUGGCAUCCCCCAUUCAUUAUUUUAUCUAUACAAUAAUGCAUCUCACAUCUGUUAGUGUAUUUGUUUUAGUCUGAGCUUUUAAGUCAAUUUUUGCUCUUAACAGCGCCGACGCAAAGAUAUACAGUAAAACUGGGUUAUAGCGAGGUCAUAGGGACCAAUGGAAUUACUUCGUUAUUUCAAUAAUUCGUUAUAUCAGUAUAACGAAUUUGUAAUACAUGUAAUAUCUAAAGCGAAUUCACUAUAUACAUGUUUUCUUUCACCAGACUUUACUUUUUGCUAAUUUAGGCUUUAAAUAAAACUACAUUACUUUAUACAUUUAAUUUUGGAUUGUGAAUUGAAAAAAAUUAUAUAAGAAUAAAUUUAUUCAACGUAUUUUGUUAUACCCUUGUAAAACAGUUACUAUAUAACUCUAUACGAAAAAAAAACCAGCAUGUUGACUGUUGGACUGGAACUGUUAGAUUGGGACUGUUAAAAUCGACUGUAAAAAAAGACAGUUGACCGGUGACGUCACAUUCCGCAAAACCGUGUUAUUGAUUAGAAGGGUAUAACAAAACAGUUGUU